AUGAGGGAAAUGAGAAAGAAGUUCGAUGGCCUCUACCAAGGGAGUAUGAGUGUCAUGGAGUAUGAGAACAAGUUGACGUUUCUUUCUCGCUAUGCACCGAACUUGGUUUAUUCUGAAGUGGUGAGGCGGGCAUUGCUUGUGGAGUCAGAGGACAAGGAUUCACAGUGGAUUAGGGAGUCCAAAAAGCAUUUCAGGGGUGAGGCUUCAUCUUCAGGGAGUCAAUCGAAGAAGUUUAGAAGAGGAGGGGGCAGUUCAUACUCACAGGGGUCUCAGCAGCAGGCACGUCCUGCACCCACAGUUCCCUUAUCUUUGGGAUCCACACGUGAGGUAGUCUGCCACCAUUGUCAUCAGUCAGGACACAUUAAGCCAUGUUGCCCACAGCUUCAGACACCUACCACACAGUCUUUUACUGCUUCGACCGGACUUCUGAAUACUUGCUUCAGUUGUGGUCAGACAGGACAUUUCAAGAAGGAGUGCCCACAGAGGGGGAGUGGAUCACGUGGUGGUACGGGAUCACAGUACAGGCAGUCACAGUUAUCCGUUGUCCAGUCUGGAUCUAGAGUUCCACAGACACCACAGCCUGCAGCUUCAGUUCAGGGCCCACGACCUGCUAGGGGCUCUACACCUAGUACAUCACAUUCAUUUAUUUCAUCAUCAUUUGCACAUUCAUUGGGGUUGGAGAUCACAUCCUUGGAUGGGGUUCUUUGUGUUGACACAGCAGUUGGGGGACCAGUUACGUUAAAUAGGAUUUGUCGGGGUUGUGCUAUUGAGUUAGCAGGGCGGACAUUGUGGUUCGACUUCAUUCCUCUUGAGAUGACGGGUUUUGACGUCAUUCUUGGGAUGGAUUGGUUGUUUUUUUUUCAAGCCACCAUUGAUUGUUUUCGAGGGAGGGGUCGUCACAGGUUCUACUUGGCCAGCCUUUUAGUCGAGGAAGAAUGGAGUCUGGGUGAUAGUUUUCCAGCAGUGGUUGGUGAGUUCGUUGAUGUCUUUCCGGAGGAAUUGACAGAGUUGCCUCCCAUACGGGAUGUUGUGUUCGCCAUUGACGUCAUACCCGGUACUGCGCCCAUCUCUAUGGCGUCGUAUCGCAUGGCACCUGCGGAGUUGAAUGAGUUGAAGAGUCAGUUGGAUGAUUUGAAAGCAAAGGGCUUCAUUCGCCCUAAUGCUUCACCGUGGGGAGCACCGGAGGAACAUGAGUCUCACUUGAGAACAAUGUUGCAGACCCUUAGGGAUAACUGGUUGUAUACCAAGUACGAGAAGUGCGAGUUUUGGCUACCAGAAGUGAAGUUCCUUGGACAUGUUGUCUCAGGAGGAGGAGUUUCAGUUAAUCCUUCGAAAAUUGAAGCAGUAAUGGAUUGGGAACGUCCGAAGAGUGGAAUCAAGUUUGUAUGGAAUGAGGCUUGUGAGCUAGCCUUUCAGGAGUUGAAGACUAGAUUAACUACGGCUCCAAUUUUGGUGAUUCUUGAACGUGGUUUGGGUUAUGUGAUCUAUUGUGACGUUUCACGAAAUGGUUUGGGUUGCGUCUUAAUGCUGACGGAACGGGUGGUUGCUUAUGGGUCUAGACAGUUGAAGACUCAUAAGCAGAAUUAUUCGACUCAUGAUUUGGAGUUGGCGGUAGUGAUUUCGCAUUGA
This is a messenger RNA of Cornus florida, 1629 nucleotides long. RefSeq lists its product as uncharacterized. Lineage: Eukaryota; Viridiplantae; Streptophyta; Magnoliopsida; Cornales; Cornaceae. The transcript is spliced from 6 exons. Gene Ontology annotation, molecular function: zinc ion binding; nucleic acid binding. Bases 1 to 1629 code for a protein of 542 amino acids. The record is from RefSeq and is a predicted model, not a curated record.